Gigantopelta aegis is the source of this 613-nucleotide messenger RNA. Its product is annotated as anaphase-promoting complex subunit 15B-like. Bases 52 to 357 code for a protein of 101 amino acids. Gene Ontology annotation, biological process: regulation of mitotic cell cycle spindle assembly checkpoint. NCBI's taxonomy places the organism in Eukaryota, Metazoa, Mollusca, Gastropoda, Neomphalida, Peltospiridae. The transcript has 4 exons. Gene Ontology annotation, cellular component: anaphase-promoting complex. The record is from RefSeq and is a predicted model, not a curated record.
UACGUGCAGUAAAUCGGUAGACCUGAAAUAAGCGGAGCCAGACAUUCUACAAUGUCUGCGCCUUUGUUUCCGUCUUUGGUACCCAGAGAAAUUGACCAACUUUGGUUUACUGUGGACAGACCAAUUGAUGAUGAAAAUGAAUUGUCAAAACUUGAAGAAGAAUAUCAAACAUGGCAGUGUAGCAUUGCAAAUAAGGACAACAGCAUCAUUCCCAUUGGCAAGACAUCAGAGCAUCUCGACGAGGAGGAUGAAGAGGAAGAAGACGAAGAAGGUGAUGAUGAUGAUGAAAGUGACACAAAUGAUGACACAGACAUGAUGGAUGAUCGCGACUCAGCAGAUGAUAAUAGUACAUACUGAAUACCUACAACUGUGGAUGAAGACUAAAAUAGACAUGUCUCAAAUUACAUGGAAGCUUGUAGUACAGUCUAAGAGAUAUUGUGACCAAGUUAAGAAGUCAGUCUGCAUGGUGUUCUAUAAUGCUGCCAUCCUGAGGAUAGUAUGAAAAAUACAAACAUUUUCUCACGACAUAUGUCACAUGAUUGGAACAAAGGAACUGUGUUGUUACUAAAUGUUUACAUAUUUGUUUUGUAAUAAAAAAAAUUGUUAUUUAUAA